GCGGAAGCUGCUGGCAACAGAAGGGUCAAUGACGAGGGGUUUCAUCUUUCGCUGUGUGUGUAUGAGCUGCCUGUAGGGAUAUACAAAGGGUCUAUACAGUACACAGCCUGGAGACAGAUGAUACACGGCAUCAGCCCAGCUCCGACCUCUCUGACUCUGGAUUCUGAAACAGCCCAUCCCAACCUCAUCCUCUCUGAGGACCUGACCAGCGUGAGACUCGGAGACAUAUGGCAGCAGCUCUCGGACUCCCCGAAGAGGUUUUGUAAUGAUGUCUGUGUCCUGGGGUCUGAGGGCUUCACAUCAGGGAAACAUUACUGGGAGGUGCAGGUGGCCAACAAGACAGACUGGGACGUGGGAUUGGCCAAAGAAUCCAUCGACAGGAAAGACAGCAUUCCACUGUCAACACGAAAUGGAUACUGGGUUGUGUAUCUGAGAAAAGGAUAUGAAUAUAAAGCAUGUACAUCACCUCCCACCCGUCUGCCCCUGAGGGAGAGACCCGGGAAGGUGGGAGUUUACCUGGAUUAUGAGGGGGGACAGGUGACAUUUUACAACGCUGAUAACAUCACCCAGACUUUCACUGAGAAACUUUAUCCUUUCUUCAGUCCCUGUAAGAACGACGGCGGCAAAAACUGUGAACCUCUGAGGAUCUGCCGGGUGACAGAUUAAUGAGGAGGGAACCCUCAGCUAUGACCUGUGUUUGGCUGUGUGACCACGAGGCUGAAUCUUUUAUAAUCUGUGUCGUUAUACAAUAAAGCUUGUAGUUUAUAUUACACCUUUCACACUGGGCCCACGGCUCAAAACUUUCUCGGGAUCCACUCUCUCUCUCUCUCUCUCUCACUCUCUCUCUCUCUGUCUG
Molecule: messenger RNA, 856 nt
Organism: Callorhinchus milii (elephant shark)
Lineage: Eukaryota; Metazoa; Chordata; Chondrichthyes; Chimaeriformes; Callorhinchidae
Product: zinc-binding protein A33-like
Exons: 3
Molecular function (GO): protein binding
Source: RefSeq, a predicted model, not a curated record